This is a messenger RNA of Salvia splendens (bonfire salvia), 3231 nucleotides long. RefSeq names its product plasma membrane ATPase 4-like. The record is from RefSeq and is a predicted model, not a curated record. Gene Ontology annotation, molecular function: P-type proton-exporting transporter activity; ATP binding; ATP hydrolysis activity. The transcript has 14 exons. The coding region runs from base 76 to 3027 and encodes 983 amino acids. NCBI's taxonomy places the organism in Eukaryota, Viridiplantae, Streptophyta, Magnoliopsida, Lamiales, Lamiaceae. Gene Ontology annotation, biological process: proton export across plasma membrane. Gene Ontology annotation, cellular component: membrane.
AGUCGAUCGACUUUUCUUUCAAACAGAAGAAGAAUUUACUGAAAAGUAGAUUGAGCUGCUUCAGCUGCUGCCAUAAUGGGAGCAGAUGAUCUUAGUCUUGAAAAGAUCAAGAAUGAAUCCAUUGAUUUGGAAAAGGUUCCGAUAGAGGAAGUGUUCCAGCAGCUGAAAUGCGGCCGCGAUGGGCUGAGCUCCACCGAAGGAGAAAACAGAGCUGUGAUCUUCGGCCUCAACAAAUUGGAAGAGAAGAAAGAAAGCAAAUUCCUCAAGUUUCUCGGAUUCAUGUGGAACCCUCUCUCAUGGGUGAUGGAAGCCGCCGCCCUCAUGGCCAUCGUCCUCGCCAACGGCCAAGGCAUGCCCCCCGACUGGCAGGACUUCGUCGGCAUCGUCUGCCUUCUCCUCAUCAACUCCGCCAUCAGUUUCUUCGAAGAGAACAACGCCGGUAAUGCCGCGGCCGCUCUCAUGGCCGGCCUCGCCCCCAAAACCAAGGUCCUCAGAGACGCCAAAUGGAGCGAGCAGGAGGCCGCCAUUUUAGUCCCCGGCGACAUCAUCAGCAUCAAGCUCGGUGAUAUCAUCCCGGCCGAUGCCCGUCUCCUUGAAGGGGAUCCUCUCAAGGUGGACCAAUCGGCCCUCACUGGAGAGUCUCUCCCCGUGACUAAACACCCCUACGACGAGGUCUUCUCCGGGUCGACAUGCAAGCAGGGCGAGAUCGAGGCUGUCGUCAUCGCCACCGGCGUCCACACCUUCUUCGGGAAGGCGGCGCAUCUUGUCGACAGCACACACCAAGUAGGCCACUUCCAGAAGGUUCUCACAGCGAUAGGAAACUUCUGCAUCUGCUCCAUCGCUGUCGGCAUGGUGGCGGAGAUCAUCGUGAUGUAUCCCAUCCAGCGCCGCAGCUAUCGAAAUGGAAUUGAUAAUCUUCUGGUGUUACUCAUCGGCGGCAUCCCCAUCGCCAUGCCCACAGUGCUGUCUGUGACCAUGGCCAUCGGAUCCCACCGCCUUUCGCAGCAGGGCGCCAUCACGAAGCGGAUGACAGCCAUCGAGGAGCUAGCCGGAAUGAACGUGCUCUGCAGUGACAAAACAGGGACGCUCACGCUCAACAAGCUCACCGUCGAUAAAUCUCUCAUUGAAGUCUUCGCCAAGGGCACCGACGCUGAUCACGUCCUUCUCCUCGCGGCCAGAGCCUCUAGAACGGAGAAUCAGGACGCUAUUGAUGCAGCCAUUGUUGGAACUCUUUCUGAUCCCAAAGAGGCUCGAGCUGGGAUAAGGGAGGUGCAUUUCUUCCCGUUCAACCCUGUGGAUAAGAGGACUGCUCUCACAUACAUUGAUAACAACGGAAACUGGCAUCGAGCUAGCAAGGGAGCUCCGGAGCAGAUCCUCACCCUCUGCAACUGUAGGGAGGAUUUCAAGAAGAAAGUUCACGGAGUCAUCAACAAAUUUGCUGAGCGCGGCCUACGGUCUCUUGCUGUUGGUAGACAGCAAGUGCCGGAGAAAUCCAAGGAGAGCCUCGGUGGUCCUUGGGAGUUUGUCGGGCUCUUGUCACUCUUUGAUCCUCCCAGGCAUGACAGUGCAGAAACUAUCCGUAGAGCUCUCCACCUUGGUGUGAAUGUGAAGAUGAUCACUGGUGAUCAGCUUGCUAUUGCUAAGGAGACGGGGCGUAGGCUUGGGAUGGGAGUAAACAUGUACCCCUCUGCUUCGUUAUUAGGCCAACACAAAGACGAGUCCAUUGCUGGACUUCCCAUCGAAGAACUGAUUGAGAAGGCUGAUGGCUUUGCAGGAGUGUUCCCAGGUGCGUUAUUGUGUAGAUAUGAUGAAACGAUCAUUGGACCUUUGGUUUAUAUGUCGGGUUUUAAACUUGGCCGAUGCAAUGCAGAGCACAAGUAUGAGAUCGUGAAGAAGUUGCAGGAGAGGAAGCACAUUGUUGGAAUGACAGGAGAUGGUGUGAACGAUGCACCAGCGUUGAAGAAGGCCGAUAUUGGUAUUGCUGUUGCAGAUGCCACCGAUGCAGCAAGAGGCGCUUCUGAUAUUGUGCUCACUGAGCCGGGGCUCAGUGUCAUCAUUAGCGCAGUCUUGACGAGUAGAGCUAUUUUCCAGAGAAUGAAGAACUACACUAUAUACGCAGUUUCCAUCACCAUUCGUAUAGUGUUUGGAUUCAUGCUCAUUUCAUUGAUCUGGAAGUUCGACUUCUCCCCCUUCAUGGUUUUGAUCAUUGCCAUCUUAAACGACGGCACAAUUAUGACGAUUUCGAAGGAUAGAGUGAAGCCAUCUCCAUUGCCAGAUAGCUGGAAACUGAAGGAGAUCUUUGCCACAGGCAUUGCACUAGGAGGCUAUCUUGCGUUUAUGACUGUCGUCUUCUUCUGGUUGAUGCAUGAAUCCGACUUCUUUCCGGAGAAAUUUGGAGUGAAAAGCAUCAGACACAGUGAUGCUGAGAUGAUGUCUGCUCUCUACUUGCAAGUGAGCAUUGUGAGCCAAGCCCUCAUUUUUGUCACCAGAUCGCGCAGCUGGUCUUACGUGGAGCGCCCAGGCAUGCUCCUCAUGAGCGCCUUCGUCAUUGCACAGCUGGUGGCAACUCUUAUUGCUGUGUACGCGGAUUGGUCGUUUGCAAAGGUAAAAGGGUGCGGGUGGGGAUGGGCCGGUGUGAUCUGGAUAUACAGCGCGGUGUUCUAUGUGCCCCUCGACUUAAUGAAGUUUGCCAUACGCUACAUCUUGAGCGGGAGGGCGUGGCAAAACUUGUACGAGAACAAGAUUGCUUUCACCUCCAAGAAAGACUUUGGCAAGGAGGAGAGAGAAGCGCAGUGGGCUCAUGCACAAAGGACUCUGCAUGGUCUGAACCAACCCGAAGAAGCUUCCAGCAACAUAUUAAACGAAAAGAACAACUACAGGGAGCUGUCUGAAAUCGCGGAGCAGGCUAUGAAACGCGCUGAAAUUGCAAGGCUGCGCGAGCUGCACACGCUCAAGGGGCACGUCGAGUCAGUUGUGAAACUAAAGGGGCUCGACAUUGAGACGAUACAGCAGCACUACACUGUCUGAGGAGUUCUUCAACACCUGAUUUAGAAGCACAUGGAGAAUGACAGAGACUUCUCUAGCUAGUUAUGGAUAAGAGCUCUUCCUAUUUAGAGGAAUUGAGACAUAUAUAAAACUUUAUCUUGUUUUGUUUUCAUGUUUUAUAAAUGAUAUCACAGACAAACUUGUCUGAUGUUUGGACUCCUUUGAUGAGUUUAAAGAAGUUUUUGU